AUGCAAGGCAUGCUCGGCGCACUUCGACAAGGACCGGCCGCUCCUGACUAUAGGGCGAAGGUGCCUUACGCCUUGCAGGCCGUCACGCCUGCCUGCUGGCACAGGCUGUCUUUGCGAACGCUCGUCCAGGUCCCUCAGCAGAGGUCCCCCGGUAAAGGUUGUCAAAACCGCCCCUCCCGCGAGGGGCUCGCUAUGCGGGUUCUCUCAGGUGCCGCCCGAGGGGCUUCCGAGGAAGGGUGGCUGGACUACCCCUACACUGCUGGCCCGCAGCGGAAGGGGGUUCCACUCCGUCCCCCGCGAAAGCGGGUUCCACUCGGUUACCCGGCCGCGGGAAAGGAAGGAGGAGCCGAGCAUGGAUGCGCCAAUCGCAAUUCACAGGUUGACGCGAAAGAGAGCGAGUGCUUCAAGCCCGUCGUUGCGUUGCUGCAAAUCGCGGAUCUCCCCUCUGCACCCGCCGUUCGACCUGAUCUGAGGGCGCGGAACCUCUCUGGGCGCGCCUUUCUGCUGCAUCUCGGCGACCACGUCGUGCACGACGACGUCGACCGCGCCAGCCUCGCCACUAUCGAGGCCAAGUACGAGGACGGCGACACGAUCCCUGAUGACGAGACCGUCGACUUCGACGUUUACCGCCGCCAGUCGAUGAUGCUGACGAGAGCACGGACGGGUACGAUCAAGGCCACGCGUAUAUUUCGUGCAUCGUCCUGUCUGGCUCCGAGGAGCAGUUCGGCGUCGCUGCUUUGCUUGACGAGGCAAACUGGGCAAGGUUCUUGA
Molecule: messenger RNA, 771 nt
Organism: Schizophyllum commune H4-8
Lineage: Eukaryota; Fungi; Basidiomycota; Agaricomycetes; Agaricales; Schizophyllaceae
Exons: 6
Coding region: 1-771 (256 amino acids)
Source: RefSeq, a predicted model, not a curated record